Messenger RNA from Saxophila tyrrhenica, 1872 nucleotides. RefSeq lists its product as uncharacterized. Gene Ontology annotation, molecular function: long-chain fatty acid-CoA ligase activity; very long-chain fatty acid-CoA ligase activity; long-chain fatty acid transmembrane transporter activity. Gene Ontology annotation, cellular component: cytoplasmic side of plasma membrane; lipid droplet; peroxisome. NCBI's taxonomy places the organism in Eukaryota, Fungi, Ascomycota, Dothideomycetes, Mycosphaerellales, Extremaceae. The transcript has 4 exons. Bases 1 to 1872 code for a protein of 623 amino acids. The record is from RefSeq and is a predicted model, not a curated record. Gene Ontology annotation, biological process: very long-chain fatty acid metabolic process; long-chain fatty acid import into cell.
AUGGCUCUAGCAGCGGCAGCGGCAGGUGGUUUGGCUGCAGCCGCGUAUCUGGACGGCAAAUAUCAGCUACGCCGAGACAUCAAUCACAUCCGCAGCCUCAAGAGAGCCGAGCGGGACUACAACAGACGAACAAAAGCAGACAAGCUAUCGCCAUGGUACUUCCUCGAAGAGACCUGUGCCCGCCAGCCCGCCUCUCGCGCAAUCUGGACCCGUGAACGAAGCUGGACGUACAAGGAAGUAGGCGACUAUGUCCUCCAGCUCGCCCAAUGGAUGCUGGACGAAGGUAUCCGGCCAGGCGAUCUUGUAGCUAUCUACCUCCACAACUCUGCCGAGUUCCUGAUGCUCAUGUUCGCCACGCUGGCAAUUGGCGCCGGUCCGGCAAUGAUCAAUUACAACCUUGAAGGCAAAGCGCUGAUGCACUGUCUCGCAGUGGCGAACAGCAAGCUUCUGAUCGUCGACACUGACGCAGACUGUCAGCGCCGCGUUGAAGGCAGCAGAAGCGAGAUCGAAGCUGGAGGAGCCAAGAUCGUGACGCUGGAUUCUGAUCUCAAGCAGAAGAUCGGCUCGCUGCCUGUCGUCCGACCUCCAGAUGAGCUUAGGAACGGAAUGACUGGCGCCUGGCCUUACGCACUCAUCUACACCAGCGGCACGACCGGUCUUCCUAAAGGAGCGCCGUUUACUGUUGGCCGCAUGGUCCUCGCUGGCGCCCAUCUCGAGCCUGGCUUUGGUGCCAAAAGCGGAGUGGACUGCUGGUACUGCCCCAUGCCGCUGUACCACGGCACUGGGUUGAUAACCUCUUCGGCAGCGCUGUACAGUGGCGUCGGUGUAGCACUUGCGCCUCGCUUCUCUGUUUCAAACUUCUGGUCAGACAUCUACCACUCUGGAUCUACUCUCUUCAUCUACGUCGGCGAGACGGCGCGGUAUCUGCUCGCUGCACCUCCACACCCUCUAGAGCGGAAACACAAGAUCCGCUGCUGUUAUGGAAAUGGACUGAGACCGGACGUCUGGUACAAGUUCCAGGAACGCUUCAACAUCCCCCAGAUCGCUGAGUUCUUCAACUCCAGCGAAGGCGUGUUUGCUCUGGUCGUCUGGGCGCGAGGACCGUAUCUCAGCGCCUGUGUUGGGCAUCAUGGUGGCAUUUACCGUUAUCUGCUCCGAGACACUUUUGUUCCCGUGCGGGUGGACACCGAUACUGGCGACAUAUGGCGGGACCCUAAGACUGGUUUUGCGCAGCGGCUACCGUAUGAGGAGGGUGGGGAGAUGAUUGUGAAGGUGCCGAGUAAAGCUGCGUUUGGUGGGUACUGGAACAACGAGGAGGCGACGAAUAAGCGCUUCGCUAUGGAUGUGUUCAAGAAGGGAGAUCUGUAUUACCGGAGUGGAGAUGCGUUGAGGAGGACUCCAGACGGGCAUUGGUUCUUCUUGGAUCGGCUGGGAGACACUUACCGAUGGAAAUCCGAGAACGUCUCAACGGCUGAAGUUGCCUUAGCCCUUGGCAACCAUCCCAGCAUCACAGAAGCAAAUGUCUACGGCGUGACAGUCCCUGGUCACGAAGGACGAGCAGGCUGCGCAGCUGUUGUGCUGAGCAAGCCGAACCCAGACUACGCAGAACUCGUCCGUUAUGCGCGGUCAACGCUGCCUCGAUACGCCGUUCCAGUGUUCCUGCGCGUGGUGAAGCGGAGCUCGCACAUUCACAACCACAAGCAGAACAAGGUGCCAUUGAGGAAAGAGGGCGUGGAUCCGGAGAAGGUUGGGACAGAGGAGAAGGAGGGUGUGGAUGAUGUGUUCUUGUGGUCGAAGCCGGGAGCAGAGACGUAUGAGGCGUUUGGUAGGAAGGAGUGGCAAGACCUGGCGGAAGGGAAGGUGAAGCUGUGA